ACGGGGUUUCACCGUGUUAGCCAGGAUGGUGUCGAUCUCCUGACCUCGUGAUCUGCCUGCCUCGGCCACCCAAAGUGCUGGGAUUACAGGCGUGAGCCACCGCGCCCGGCCUUUUAGACGGAGUCUCACUCUGUUGCCAGGCUGGAGUACAGUGGCGUGAUCUCGGCUUCCAUCUCCUAGGUUCAAGUUAUUCUCCUGCCUCAGCCUCCCGAGGAGCUGGGACUACAGGCGUGCACCACCCUGCCCAGCUAAGUUUUGUAUUUUUAGUAGAGAUGGCAUUUCACCGUGCUGGCCAGGAUGGUCUCGAUCUCUUGACCUCAUGAUCCACCCAUGUUGGCCUCCCAAGGUGCUGGGAUUACAGGCGUGAACCACCACACCUGGCCAGUUUUUCUCACUCUUAAAACAGUGUAGCUCUUGUAGCCCUCAUACCCCUUCUAAGACUAUCUUUUGCCUUUCUCCUCCCAGGGAUUAUACUUUGAUUUGCUAGAUGAAGUGGACCUAAGCCUCCAUUAAUUCUUUUUGUUAGAGCCAAGUAAACACUUAUUUGGCCUUUUGUGAAUUAGGAAUGUCAGUAUAUAAUAACAAUGUUUUCAACUUUUAACUAUAUACUGUUUACCUGUGCUUUUAAAUUGGAAGAUGGUUGUCUGUGUUUGGAGAAAGUCAUUUUGACAGUCUUGGGGCUAUAUGGGUUUUAAUUAUUCUUAGUAGAACCAUUGCAGAUAUUUCCCAUUAACUUUAAUUGCAGUUCUCUGUAGAAAAAUUUUCUGAGAACCCAGUGUAAUGUGUUCACUGAGCAAAUCUUUUUUUCGUUUCAUUUCAGUUGGAAAGACAUCUUUGAUCACCAGAUUCAUGUAUGACAGUUUUGACAACACCUAUCAGGCAACAAUUGGCAUUGACUUUUUAUCAAAAACUAUGUACUUGGAGGAUCGAACAAUCAGGCUUCAGCUGUGGGAUACUGCGGGUCAGGAACGUUUCCGUAGCCUCAUUCCCAGUUACAUCCGUGAUUCUGCUGCAGCUGUAGUAGUUUACGAUAUCACAAAUGUUAACUCAUUCCAGCAAACUACAAAGUGGAUUGAUGAUGUCAGAACAGAAAGAGGAAGUGAUGUUAUCAUCAUGCUAGUAGGAAAUAAAACAGAUCUUGCUGACAAGAGGCAAGUGUCAAUUGAGGAGGGAGAGAGGAAAGCCAAAGAGCUGAAUGUUAUGUUUAUUGAAACUAGUGCAAAAGCUGGAUACAAUGUAAAGCAGCUCUUUCGACGUGUAGCAGCAGCUUUGCCGGGAAUGGAAAGCACACAGGACAGAAGCAGAGAAGAUAUGAUUGACAUAAAACUGGAAAAGCCUCAGGAGCAACCAGUCAGUGAAGGAGGCUGUUCUUGCUAAUCUCCCAUGUCAUCUUCAACCUUCAGAAGCUCACUGCUUUGGCCCCCUUAGUCUUUCAUUGACUGCAGUGUGAAUAUUGGCUUGAACCUUUUCCCUUCAGUAAUAACGUAUUGCAAUUCAUCAUUGCUGCCUGUCUCGUGGAGAUGAUCUAUUAGCUUCACAAGCACAACAAAAGUCAGUGUCUUCAUUAUUUAUAUUUUACAAAAAGCCAAAAUAUUUCAGCAUAUUCCAGUGAUAACUUUAAAAAUUAGAUACAUUUUCUUAACAUUUUUUUCUUUUUUAAUGUUAUGAUAAUGUACUUCAAAAUGAUAGAAAUCUCAACAGUAUGAGUAUGGCCUGGUUAACGAGCAGUAUGUUCACAGCCUACUUUAUCUCUCCUUGCUUUUCUCACCUCACCCUUACCCCCAUUCCCUAUUUCCCUAUUCUUACCUAGCCUCCCCCUACUUCCUCAGAACAAACAAGAGAUGGCAAAGCAGCAGUUUGAUCAAGCCCAUUGGAAUUAUCCUUUAAUUUUACAGAUACCACUUGCUGUAGGCUAUGGACCAAGAUGUCCAAAAUUAUUCUUGAGCACUGAUAUAAAUUACUGUCUUCUUUGAGGUCAAAAUUCAGCCAUCAUGGUAGGCAGUGCUGGAAUGAGAAAAGGCUCCUGUUGCAUCUUCAAAAUGAGUCCUAAAGAACAUACUGAGUACUUAUAAGUAGAAGAACAUAAAAUAUAUUUCUGACUAAAACAAAUGGCUCUUUCACAUGUGCUUUAUUAGACUCUGGGAGAGAAAAUUAACCAAGUGCUUCAGAACAGGUUUUUAGUAUUUAAUUCUUCAUGGUAAGAAAAUGAAGUUCUAAUGAACUAUUUCUCCCAAGGUUUUAAAAUUGUCAAGAGUUAUUCUGUUUGUUUAAAAAAUAAGAAACCUCUUUAAGCAAUAGAUUUUGCUUGGGUUUUCUUUUUUUUUUUUUUUUUUUUUUUUUUGAGACGGAGUCUUGCUCUGUCGCCCAGGCUGGAGUGCAGUGGCGCAAUCUCGGCUCACUGCAAGCUCCACCUCCCGGGUUCACGCCAUUCUCCUGCCUCAGCCUCUCUGAGUAGCUGGGACUACAGGCGCCCGCCACCACGCCCGGCUAAUUUUUUGUAUUUUUGGUAGAGACGGGGUUUCACUGUGGUCUCGAUCUCCUGACCUCGUGAUCCACCCGCCUCGGCCUCCCAAAGUGCUGGGAUUACAAGCGUGAGCCACCGCGCCCGGCCUGGGUUUUCUUUUUCAAAAAAAUAAUACUAUGCAGGCAAGGCACUGUAAAAGUUAAAUUCCUUCCAGAAGAACCGGUGGAAGAAUUUAAAUUUGGCACUACGAUGAAAACUACUGAAUUAGUAGAAAUAAUGAUAUCUAAAGCUUACCAACAAAAGAACCCUCAGCAGAAUAGCAAAAACUUUGCUCAGGACAUUUGAGGUCAAAUUGAAGAUGGAAACUGGAAACCGUUUUCUUGUAAGCCCCUAGAGGCAGAUCAGGUAAAGCAUACAUAGUAGAGGGAAAGGAGAGAAUAGAAAUAAAACUCAAUAUUAUGCAGAUUUAUGCCUUAUUUUUUAGCAUUUUUUAAGGUUGGGUCUUUCAGGCUGGUUUUGGUUUGUAUUAGAUCUGUAUAGUUUAAUUAACUAGUGAUUUAGUUUUAUAUUUAAGCUACAAUUAAUCUUUUUUCUUUGGUGAUAUUUAUUUCUUUGCCUUUUUUUUUAACAACUUCCAAUUUUCAGAUGUUUCGUUGAAUCUAUUUAGAGCUUCACCAUGGCAAUAUGUAUUUCCCUUAAAACACUGCAAACAAAUAUACUAGGAGUGUGCCCUUUUAAUCUUUACUAGUUAUUGUGAGAUUGCUGUGUAAGCUAAUAAACACAUUUGUAAAUACAUUGUUUGCAGGAAGAAAACUUCUGAGUUACAGCUCAGGAAAAGCCUGCUGAAUUUAUGUUGUAAGCAUUACUUAACACAGUAUAAAGAUAAAAAGACAACAAAAAUAUCUUCAUACUUCCUCAUCCCCUCAUUGCAACAAAACCUUAAACUGGGAGAACCUUAGUCCCCUCUCUUUCCUCUUCCUCCUCCACUUCCCACUUAUUGUCACCUUGUAAUAUUCAGAGAGCACUUGGAUUAUGGUUCUGAAUAGAGAAAUGCUUACAGAUAAUCAUUAACCCACAUACCAGUAACUUACACUUAAAGAUGGGAUGGAGUUGUAAAGUGCUUUUAUAAUACAAUAUAAUUGUUAAAGGCAAGGGUUGACUCUUUGUUUUAUUUUGACAUGGCAUGUCCUGAAAUAAAUAUUGAUUCAAUAUGGCA
Molecule: messenger RNA, 3680 nt
Organism: Symphalangus syndactylus (siamang)
Lineage: Eukaryota; Metazoa; Chordata; Mammalia; Primates; Hylobatidae
Gene: RAB6A
Product: RAB6A, member RAS oncogene family
Molecular function (GO): GTPase activity; GTP binding
Source: RefSeq, a predicted model, not a curated record